UUUCCCGUCACCCAACGACGUCAUCGUCGGAAGGGACUCAGUGACCACGCCGAUCCCCGCGAUCGUGGGCAGGCCGCCCCCCGUCACCGACCUCGCGCUGACGCUGAGAGGUGACCUCCCACCCACCGUGCUGACCCUGCCCCUGCCGGUCGCUCAUCUGGCCGAGCGGCACCUCGACCCGAUCGAUCGGCACGUUCUGCUGCGAGACCCGCAUCUGCGGGCCCGUCUGGCAAUCGAUUUCAAAACUACUUUCUUCGUGGACAAGGCCCUUGGCAGCGCGCCGCAGUCCUCGACGAGCUCCAUGGCCACGGUCUCCAUCGGCGCGGUCAUCCUGCAGCAGGCGGGGCUCUCGCCAGCAGGGCCGACUCCGCUGGCCCUGCUUCCCCACGCGUGGCGCACGAUGCAG
Molecule: messenger RNA, 406 nt
Organism: Prorocentrum cordatum
Lineage: Eukaryota; Dinophyceae; Prorocentrales; Prorocentraceae
Source: the annotation of a GenBank genome assembly